Messenger RNA from Penicillium canescens, 900 nucleotides. RefSeq names its product phosphoribosylaminoimidazolesuccinocarboxamide synthase. Bases 1 to 900 code for a protein of 299 amino acids. Gene Ontology annotation, biological process: 'de novo' IMP biosynthetic process. Gene Ontology annotation, cellular component: cytoplasm. Lineage: Eukaryota; Fungi; Ascomycota; Eurotiomycetes; Eurotiales; Aspergillaceae. The record is from RefSeq and is a predicted model, not a curated record. Gene Ontology annotation, molecular function: phosphoribosylaminoimidazolesuccinocarboxamide synthase activity. The transcript has 3 exons.
AUGUCUCAAGCUCUAACUACCACUGACCUGCAGGGUGCCCUCCCCCUCAUUGCCCGAGGCAAGGUCCGCGACCUCUACGAGAUUGACGACAAGACUCUCCUCUUCGUUGCGAGCGAUCGCAUCUCCGCCUACGAUGUGAUCAUGGAGAAUGGUAUCCCCAACAAGGGCGUCCUCCUCACCCUCUGCACACGAACAUGGUUCAACGCCCUGAAAGAGGCACACCCUUCCCUACGCACGCACUUUCUCACUCUCGACCUCCCGCCCCAGAUCCCGGAGUCCUUGCGGCCAGUCCUGCAGAACCGCAGCAUGCAAGUGCGCAAGCUGAAAAUCCUUCCCAUUGAGGCUAUCGUCCGCGGAUACAUCACCGGCUCGGCUUGGAAUGAGUACAAGAAGGCUGGCACUGUGCACGGCAUUAAGGUCCCUGCUGGUUUGCAGGAGAGUCAGGCUUUCCCUGAUGGUCCUAUCUACACACCCAGCACGAAGGCUGAGCAGGGCGAGCAUGAUGAGAAUAUCCAUCCUGAUCAGGCUGCCGCUAUCCUGGGCGAACACGCCGAGACUGUUGCCUCGCUGGCUAUCCAGCUCUACAAGACCGCGCACGAGUACGCUCUCGAGCGAGGCGUGAUCAUCGCCGAUACCAAGUUCGAGUUUGGUGUCGAUGAGGAGACUAACGAGGUGGUUCUCGCCGAUGAGGUUUUGACGCCUGACUCAUCCCGCUUCUGGCCUAAGGAUUCCUACGCUAUCGGUCGGGGCCAAUCCAGCUUCGACAAGCAGUUCUUGCGUGACUGGCUGGUCCAGGAGGGUUUGAAGGGUAAGGAGGGUGUGCGCAUGCCCGAGGAUAUUGCUCUCAAGACUGCUGAGAAGUAUAAGGAGGCAUGGGAGAAGAUCACCGGUGGUAAAUAG